This is a messenger RNA of Aspergillus clavatus NRRL 1, 2481 nucleotides long. RefSeq names its product protein-serine/threonine phosphatase (gene fcpA). The transcript has 3 exons. Bases 1 to 2481 code for a protein of 826 amino acids. NCBI's taxonomy places the organism in Eukaryota, Fungi, Ascomycota, Eurotiomycetes, Eurotiales, Aspergillaceae. Gene Ontology annotation, molecular function: RNA polymerase II CTD heptapeptide repeat phosphatase activity. Gene Ontology annotation, cellular component: nucleus. The record is from RefSeq and is a predicted model, not a curated record.
AUGCUUCUUCGUUUACCGCCCAGCCUCCAUUACCCGAUCACCGUGACGUCCCUGCUGAAACAGCCGGGUGAUACGGUGGAGAGGGAUGAGGCUUUGUUCUGGUACGUGUACCAGACGACUGUCACCGAGGGUGAUGGGCUGGGCAACAAGAUCGAGGUUCAGCGCAAGUUUCCCACCAAGUUCGAGUCGGCUGUUGAUGGGGAAAUCGUUCAGUGGAAGAUAGCAAAGGGGGAUGUCAUUCAAAGACCUAUUGAUGUAGUCGAGAUCGACGAGCCAUGCGCUCACGAGGUUCAGUUUGGAGGGCUCUGCGCCGAGUGCGGCAAAGACAUGACUGAGGCAACAUACAACACGGAGAUCAUGGACUCGAUGCGCGCUCCAAUUCAGAUGGUCCAUGAUAAUACCUCACUCACCGUGAGUGAAAGGGAAGCCACGCGUGUGGAAGAAGAUGCGAAACGUCGCCUGUUGGCGAAUAAGAAGCUUUCUCUCGUUGUCGAUCUGGAUCAGACCAUCAUUCAUGCCACCGUCGACCCCACAGUCAGGGAAUGGAUGGAAGACAAGGAUAACCCGAACCAUGAAGCUUUGAGUGAUGUUCGGGCCUUCCAACUGGUGGAUGACGGGCCGGGAAUGCGCGGUUGCUGGUAUUAUGUUAAGCUCCGACCUGGUUUAGAAUCCUUCUUGCAGAAUGUCGCGGAGCUCUUCGAACUGCACAUUUACACCAUGGGCACUAGAGCCUACGCGCAACAUAUCGCUGCGAUCAUCGACCCAGACCGGAAACUAUUUGGUGACCGCAUCCUCAGCCGUGACGAGAGUGGGAGUCUAACGGCUAAGAAUCUCCAACGACUAUUCCCGGUGGACACAAAGAUGGUGGUUAUUAUUGACGACCGCGGGGACGUGUGGCGCUGGAGCCCUAAUCUCAUCAAGGUUUCUCCUUAUGAUUUCUUCGUUGGAAUUGGAGAUAUCAACUCUAGUUUCCUUCCGAAGAAGCAGGAAUUAGGGGGGGCUAAUAAGCCUACGGAAAAGGCCCCUAAGGAGCUGAAGGAGCUACCGGCACCACAAAACGGUAAUGGUGCAACUGAGAAGGAUGCAGCUGAGGUUUCGACGUUAGAGCAGCUUGUAACGAUGGGCGGCGGAGACGAUCCAAGGCUACUCCAGGAACAGAGUGUGGCACAAGAAGAGACAAUCAUGCAUCAGGUCGAAGACCGCCCUCUGUUGCAGAAGCAGAAAGAACUCGACGCGGAAGAAGAAGCCGCCGAGAGUAGCGAUUCCGCUUCAAGCGUAGAUGAGUCUCAAGAUAUGAGCAAGCACCGUCAUCACCUCCUGGAGGAUAAUGACCGCGAGUUAUUUGCAUUGGAGGAACGGCUUGAGCAAAUUCAUAAGCAGUUCUUCGAAGAUUAUGAUCGGAAACGAUCGCGGGCGCUUGGGGGAAGAGUGGCAGCGCUGAGAGGAGAGAAGACUCCGCUGAAAGAGAAGGAUAUUGACCUCAAGUUAGUACCAGACGUCAAGGAUAUCAUGCCGCGGAUCAAGCAUCGCGUGCUUGGUGGCGUGGUUCUUGUUUUCUCUGGAGUGCUACCGCUUGGGACCGACACGCAGAACGCCGAUAUCUCCCUAUGGACCAAAAGCUUCGGGGCGGUCAUCUCCACGAAAAUCAACCGGAAGACCACGCAUCUUGUGGCUGGCAGGAAUCGCACGGCCAAGGUCCGGGAAGCCACGCGAUAUCCCAACAUCAAGAUCGUGACGACUCAAUGGCUUCUGGAUACGCUGACUCAAUGGAAACGGCUGGAUGAGGAGCCAUAUCUGCUGCCGGUACACCCUGAUGAUCGAGGCGAGCCUAUUUCGCCUGGCUCCAAGGAGCUGGAGAGUGGGUGGCUUUCAUCAUCCGAGGAAGGCACCGGAGGGUACUGGACAGAUGAUGAGGACUCUACGCAAGACCUCUUGAAGUCCAGCGGCCUCGAUGAGAUGUCCCCCAUUGGCUAUGACGCCGAAGAGCAAGCCGCAGUUCAUGAUGAGCUUAAGGAGUUCCUAGGAAGUGACAAUGAGAGUGAGAGUGACAGUGAAGUGUCGACUCUGGCGGAUGAGGCGGGAACGUCAGGCAAGAAGCGCAAGCGCGAUGAGGACUCUGAAGGCACCAGCGAAGGAGAAGCGGACAGCAGCAAAGAAGAAGAGGGAGAAAAAUCUCGCUCGCGCCUGGCGCAGCGGAUCAAGCGAUCCUAUGAGCGCACCACCAGUCUUAAAGAGGUCGCGAGUGCGGAUAGCACAAGCAUGGCAGAGCUAUCUCACACCAGUUUACCGACGGAGCGCAAUGGCGGUGACCCAGAGGCGUUGGAUGAGCCCGAGGAGCCCGCAGCGCGAGGACAAGAUGUCAGCUACCCUGAAGACCCGGUGGACGACGACGACGAACUGGAACGGGAGAUGCUCGCUGCUCUGGAAGAUGGGGGCUAUGACGCCAAAGCCGAGGAGGGGAUUGCCGCCGAGAAUGGAUAG